Messenger RNA from Rhineura floridana, 5465 nucleotides. It is a transcript of the gene SAMD4B, whose product is annotated as sterile alpha motif domain containing 4B. Gene Ontology annotation, cellular component: P-body. NCBI's taxonomy places the organism in Eukaryota, Metazoa, Chordata, Lepidosauria, Squamata, Rhineuridae. Gene Ontology annotation, biological process: regulation of mRNA stability; lipid metabolic process; nuclear-transcribed mRNA poly(A) tail shortening. Gene Ontology annotation, molecular function: phosphatidylinositol-4,5-bisphosphate phospholipase C activity; translation repressor activity; mRNA binding. The record is from RefSeq and is a predicted model, not a curated record. The transcript is spliced from 13 exons. Bases 483 to 2558 code for a protein of 691 amino acids.
GGGAGCAGCGUGACGUACUUGGCCGACGCCGGGGACGGUCUGGCGCGCUUGCGUCGGCGAAUAUGCGUGCUUGCGUCGGCGUGCGUUGUGACGUUGCACGCCGCCCUCUGGAGUGUGUGGUAGCUGGGGCUGUGUGUGUGCGCGCCUGCCUGCUUGCCCGCUCCUCUUCCUCCUCCUCCUCCUCCUCCUCCUCUCCGGAGGGGCUGGUAUGGGCCGCGGUGACGGGGGAAUCUGAGGCAUCCUGCUAAAAGAAGUAAUCCCAAAGAACCCACCGAGAGUCAGAUCUUUGGAGCAACAAAGCUUCCCUUUCCAUGCCAUUCUGUUUGUCUGCUAACAGGAAAAUCUGCGUUUUGGUUUGUGCUCUUGUGCUGAGCUCCCAGACUUGAAGUUGAAACCAUGUGAGGGGUUUUUCCCCACCACCCCCGGUGCUUCCUUGACCCCAUUGUGGGUGAGUUGCUGCUGAGCCUGAGGUGCCAGCCACCAUGAUGUUCCGGGACCAGGUAGGCAUCCUCGCUGGCUGGUUCAAAGGCUGGAAUGAAUGUGAGCAGACAGUGGCCCUGCUGUCUCUUCUCAAGCGUAUCUCUCGCACUCAAGCCCGCUUUCUGCAGUUGUGCCUGGAGCACUCAUUGGCAGAUUGCACAGAGAUCCACGUUCUGGAGUCCGAGGCCAACAGCGCGGCUGUCAUCAAUCAGUGGCACCAAGAGCCGAAGGACAAAGUGGUAUCCCUGCUCCUGUCCCAUCUGCCCCUUCUCCAGCCUGGCAACGCCGAUGCCAAGUCAGAGUACAUGAAGCUCUUGCAGAAGGUGCUGGCUUACUCCAUUGAGAGCAACCUCUUUGUGGAGGAGAGCAGGCAGCUCCUCUCCUAUGCCCUCAUCCACCCUGCUACCACGCUGGAUGACCGCACCUCCCUGGCCCUUUGGCUCAACCACCUUGAAGAACGUCUCUCCAGUGGCUACUCCAGCCAGGGCAGGGGUCGACCCGACACGGCCUACCACUCACGGCAAGGCUCGGACGAGUGGCAAGGUCCGGUGGACACAGGCCUCGGGGACCUGGGGCACAGCUGGCAGGAGAAGCCGCCGCGGGAAAAUGGCCACAUGUCCUUCCACUCCUCCGGCUCUGUGCCGUCAGCCAUCAACAGUAUCGGGAGCAAUGCGAACACAGGUGUGGAAGCUCUCCCCUGCCAAAUCCACCCCAGCCCGCUGAAGCGCUCCAUGUCCCUCAUCCCCACCAGCCAGCAGGUCCCCAGCGAAUGGAUGAGUGUGGACGAGAUUGGUGCCCGGCCAGCCUUCAUCCCCAGUGGAGAACAUGCGCCCCUCUCACCCCAGAGCAGCGUGGCCUCCUCAGGUAGUGAGCAGACGGAGGAGCAGUCUGGUAGUCGAAACACCUUCCAGGAGGACGGCAGUGGCAUGAAAGAUGUUCCUUCGUGGCUGAAGAGCCUUCGCCUGCACAAAUAUGCAGCCCUCUUCUCCCAAAUGACCUAUGAAGAGAUGAUGACCCUCACAGAGCAGCAUCUGGAGUCGCAGAACGUCACCAAAGGAGCAAGGCACAAAAUUGCCUUGAGUAUCCAGAAGCUGCGAGAGAGACAGAGUGUUCUGAAGUCCCUGGAGAAGGACAUCUUGGAAGGUGGGAACUUGUGGAAUGCUCUCCAGGAACUGCAGCAGAUAAUCAUCACCCCCAUCAAAGCCUUCCACGCCCUGCAGGCCAUGGCAGCAUCCAAGGAGGGCCAGCAGCUACCAACAGAGCAGCGCGGACCUCCCAAGCUGGGUCUGGACAAAAGCAGCAACGCUGCCGAGGACAAGGGGCCGACCACUGAUACCUUCCUGCCCCCAACAGGCUCACCUUGCGAUGGGGAGUCAGGGGCAGCGCCUGUUGCUGAUGGGGAUAUCGCAGGACAGUUCACCCGGGUGAUGGGCAAAGUGUGUACACAAUUGCUGGUAUCCCGGCCGGAUGAGGAGAACAUCACCAGUUACCUUCAACUCAUAGAGAAGUGCCUGAUGCACGAGGCGUUCACAGAGACGCAGAAGAAGAGGCUCUUGUCUUGGAAGCAGCAGGUGCUGAAGUUGCUGCGGACAUUUCCAAGGAAGGCCAUGCUGGACAUGCAAGGCUACCGCCCACAGAAAGGAUGGGCCUUUGGUUCCAACUCUCUCCCCAUAGCUGGAUCUAUGGGGGUAGGGGUGGCACGCAGAGGACAGCGGCAGUUCCAGAUGCCCCCCCGGGCCAUCCCCCCCAGCCGCCUGGGGAUCCUGAGUCCUGCAGGGAUUGGCGGAGUCUCUCCUCGGCACACUCUCACCAGCCCAAUCCUUGGGAGCCAAGGAAGGCAGAACCUGUGGUUUGCCAACCCCGGGGGCAGCAACAGCAUGCCCAGCCAGAGCCGGAGCUCGGUCCAGCGGACCCAUUCGCUCCCCGUCCACACAUCCCCUCAGGCCAUCCUCAUGUUCCCGCAGGAUUGCCAGCUCCCUGGAACAGAUCUGGAGAUCAACCCCACUUUGGAGUCCCUGUGUCUCAGCAUGACAGAGCACGCGCUGGGCGAUGGCGCUGACAAGACUUCCACCAUUUAAAAGAAGCUGCAUCGGCCAAUAUUCCCGAGAAGCUUUAGGGUGGCUGUUUAUUUUUUUUUUCUGCCCCCCUUUUUUUGUUAUAACCCCCUUGUCUCCUAGGGGUGUGUUACUGCAGGGGUGGGUGAAUCACUUCCCCCCGCCUCACCCCCCCCAAACCACCCCCAGCAAUUCCCAGCAGCCAGAGGGACGGGGGCGAAAAAGCUGUCACUACAAUCUUACCGUCUUAUUGUGUUCUAAUAUUUUUCUACUUUUUAUUAUUAUUAUAACUUCAACUAUUGGUUUUAAUAUUUUGAUGUGCACGGGAGUGGGCAGAGGCUCCCAGAAGUUUAACUUGCAAAGGCAGAAGGAGGAGGAGGGUGGACUUGGGGCAUGUCGCUGCUGCUGCUGCUGUUCCCUUUCCUUCCUGGUUUUCAUCUUCUUCCCUCGCUCCCCCCAACCGCCUCUCCCUGUCCCUCCUCCUCCUCCUCUUCCUCCACGGAAGGAACAAAUGGCGAACGUCAGCCAAGGCCCUAAACAGUAGACUGGUCUCUCUCGCCUCAGUAGAUUUGGGAGGUUUGAGGUCUGCCUCAUCAGCACCAGGACAUGGGAGGGCAUUGUGGGGUUAAUGGGGCGAGCUGGUUCCGUCUGAGCUAACCCAGCUGACUGCUUUCCAUACCUCGUAUUGGAGGAGGAGGAGGAGGAGGAGAUUUGGGGGGUGAGGGAGGCGAUGGCGCUGCAGGUGACCUGACAAUUUUUUUUAAGUGCCUCUAAUACUUCCCCCUACCAAAAGCAGGUGGUGAGGAGUGGGAUGAAGGGGUGGCACAGCCCCCACAUGUGGGCAUCCAGCACGAAACUUGCAGGCAUGUUCCUAGAUUUUUAUACAUACACAUACAUACAUACAUACAUACAUACAUACAUACAUACAUACAUACAUACAUACAUACAUACAUACAUACAUACAUACAUACAUACAUACAUACAUACAUACAUACAUACAUACAUACAUACAUACAUACAUACAUACAUAUAUAUAUAUAUAUAUACACACACAUAUAUAUAUAUAUAUAUAAAUAAAUAAAUGAAGUGAUGUCCAUAUGCUACCUCUUAAGGCGGCCUUCCUCAUCCACGUGCCCUUGGCAUCAGAGUUGCCAUCUAAAGCCUGUCAAGGGCACUUGGUUGGAAAAGGUGGUCUCUGGGGAGCUGGACAGGAGGAGCCAAGGGGAGGCGUCUUGGCUGCCUCCCCACCACCACCACCCUUGGAAGGAGAAUGCUGUGGCCUGAGUGCUAGAUUCUUAACACCAUAGGUUGCUGCCUCCCGGGAAGAGGGUUGGUUGGGGUUGGGAUCUAGUUUUGUUGAAGUAGUUCAAAUGGGUUUGGGGGAUCAGUCAGCAGUUUGGGGUUCAGGGUCAAAAUUCUUUUCUCUGUUGCCGGUUUGGGUUCCUUGUAUUUAGAUGCAAGACUAUUUUCUCUUCUCCCCCCACCCCCGAUAAUGGCGAAGGGGGCGGAGGUCAGAGCAUAAGCAGUUCUGUGGUGGGUCUCAGUCAUUAAUCUUCUAUAGUUCUUCGGUGGUUUUGGGGUACACAGUUGUCUGUCUUCCUUGAGAUGGGUGUGUGGGGGGCAAAGAGUGAGCAGGCUGAUCACAGCAAAGCCCCCUUUCUCUGAUAGAUAGGGAGUCCCAAAGUGCUGUUUUCUAAUGCUUCCUAGCAACUAAAUUGAGGGGGUGGCAUUCCUAAGUGUGUGAGGUUUAUGGUGCUAAUUAAUUUGCAGGAGCCAGUUGGUAUCCAGGGCCAGAGAAAUCUAACUGAUGGAGCCUGGGUGGCCCUAGGAACAGAGACCACACCUCUAAUGGAGCGUGGGGUGGGAGAGACUCGUAGUCAUGAAGCCAAAUGGGGCUGGGAUACUUUCUUUGCUUUUCCUUCAGAGAAGGGGUGGGGUUUUCUGUGUGCAUCUACACAAAACACUACAGGUGGGCGGGUGGGGACCCUUGGAAUGCUCCGUUCGGGCAUCUCUUGCCCCAGCAGUCCUGGAACCAGCAUUUGGAAUUGCACUCUGCAUCUUGUGUAGCUAUUGCAGGAGGGAUGGGAUGAAGUUUCUGCCACGCCGCUGCCACCUUCUCCCACUUUUGACAAUUAGGCUGUCUCAAGAAAUGCACAAGGAGGGAUUGAGAUGCCGGCUGUUCUUUUAAAAAGGCCUAGGCAAUCCUUUUCUGCACCAGGAAUGGCACAAGUAGAGCAAAGUGCCAAGGCGCAUCCAUGCUGGUGUUGAGAGGAGGAGGUGGCAACCCUGGGGUACCAAAGCUUGUCAGGUUAGGGUUUUAGUGGGAAAAAUGGUGGAGAGAGGCUGGCUGUUUCUUGCACCUUGGAAUCCACUUAGUCUGUGUGUGUGAGUGCUCUUUCCCCCACUGCUCGUUCUGCAUGAUGGGGUAACCCUUCCCCUUCCCCAAGCUGACCUUGGCAGGCUCUUAGGUACAGAGAAACUUGGUCAUUCUCCUUUCUGUCUCCCCCCCCUUCUCUCCCACCCACCAAGAACUGUUUCAAAUGUAAAGGCCUUUUUCCAAAGUGUAUACUAAAUAGUAGCAGACACACAUACAAAAAAAAAAACCCAGAAAAGCAGAUCUGAGAGAACUAUUUCUAAAACAUAGAGAGACAAGGUUCCUGUUUCAGAUAGAAAUGUUAUUUUAGAUACAUUUUAUUAUGAAUAACUUUUGUUAUGACUAUGGCUGGUAACCAUGAAUACGUUAUUUAAAAAAAAAAAAACCACAAAAUGUUUUACAAAAAAAUUUCCAAAUUCUGACUUUAGAUUGCUUUGUUGGACUCCUUUGCUGCUUUUUCCCCCUUCCAGUUUUUGCUUUGUAAAAGGCAUACAGAAUUUAAGUAUUAGCCCUUUUUUAUUAACCUCUAUGAUAAAGCUGUGCUUAUUUUGUAUUAA